CCAGAGGCCCGGUUAGCUCCGCCCAAGUGAGGGCUGCGCUCUCCAAAGUUCCAUCCCUGCUCCCAAAGGGCUUCUCUUCAUGCUGUGCCCUUCCUGGUCAGGUUGAACGAAUCCCAGGUUCAAGCUGAAAAUGCCUGUCCUGUGGCUGAUGCGCCAAGCCUCCCGAACAGGGACUCCAGUGUAUUUGAGUCUUUCCCGACAUCUCAGCAGCACAGUCCCCAGAGCAUCCUACAAAUAUGUGAAUGCAAAGGAGGAGCCAACAGAUUUUAAAUCAAUCACUGAUAAGGCUGCACAGACACUCCUAUGGACAGAACUUAUCCGAGGUUUGGCUAUGACCAUGAGCUACUUGUUCAGGGAACCUGCCACUAUCAACUAUCCCUUUGAGAAGGGUCCCUUGAGCCCCCGUUUCCGAGGGGAGCAUGCCCUGCGCAGAUACCCAUCAGGAGAGGAGAGGUGUAUUGCUUGCAAGCUCUGUGAAGCUGUAUGCCCUGCUCAGGCAAUAACAAUUGAGGCAGAACCCCGUGCUGAUGGCAGCCGCAGAACUACACGCUACGACAUAGACAUGACCAAGUGCAUUUAUUGUGGAUUCUGUCAGGAGGCCUGCCCUGUUGAUGCCAUCGUGGAGGGUCCGAACUUUGAGUUCUCUACUGAAACACACGAAGAGCUUCUCUACAACAAGGAAAAGUUGCUCAACAAUGGUGACAAGUGGGAAGCUGAGAUUGCUGCUAAUAUCCAAGCUGACUAUUUGUAUCGAUGAUGGAGCACUUACUUCAACCUUCACACAUCCUAACCAGCCAGUUCAUCAGAAUCCAAACCUGCAAUAAAGGACACGCACCCAU
Molecule: messenger RNA, 839 nt
Organism: Anolis sagrei ordinatus
Lineage: Eukaryota; Metazoa; Chordata; Lepidosauria; Squamata; Anolidae
Gene: NDUFS8
Product: NADH:ubiquinone oxidoreductase core subunit S8
Biological process (GO): mitochondrial electron transport, NADH to ubiquinone; mitochondrial respiratory chain complex I assembly
Cellular component (GO): membrane
Molecular function (GO): NADH dehydrogenase activity; 4 iron, 4 sulfur cluster binding
Source: RefSeq, a predicted model, not a curated record